GUAACAUUGAAUCAGUUACAGGUCGCUUAGCUGGAGCUCAGUUGUGUGGACGGUCUCGGAUGCGGACAGAGGAGCGCAUAUGGUUUCACAGCAUCAGGAUCUGUGAGGAUCUGAGGAUUACAGCCGCAGAAAGAGGAAUCCUUACUGCGCCUUUUUGGAGCCGCCAAUUCACUGUGGAUAUACUGACAUCAACGGAAUAUAAAGAGGGGAUUACUGAAAGGUCAGAACAUCCAUAGUCAUGGAUGGGGUGAAGACAUGGGUCGUCUUUGGGGGCAUCAUGGUGGUGCUGGUUUCAGUUACUUCCGGUCUGUCGCCUCCUACCAUUGUGUCCAACGAAGAAGAGUUCACCCUCCAGCCGAACUCCGUGUUCAACAUCAGCUGCACCGGGAAGAGGAACGUGGUCUGGGACGAACCGCUACCGAGAAACACCUUCGUUUACCCGGGAUACUACACCGCCACGCUGUUCAUCUACAACGCUACCGUGGAGAACACCGGCUACUACAUGUGUUCCUACGAGACACCGGAAGGAGACCUGGAGGACGAACCGGAGGACGACAACGAGGCGGGAAUAUAUGUCUUCGUCCCAGAUCCCCUGGCUCCAUUUGUCCCCGAGACCCCUGAAAACUUGGUCGUCCCCAUGCAGACACUUGGGUCCCCCAUCUCCUGCCGCGUGUCGGACCCCAACACCCACGUCAUCCUGAGGAGCGUCUCCAGCGGAGAGGAGAUGUCUGUCUACUACGAUAACAAGAUGGGCUUCUUUGGAAGCCUCUUGCCCGGACAGUACCAGUGUGAAACCACAGUGAACGGACAGACUUUCAGAAGUGUCAUUUAUACCGUGGAGACUGAGGCCCCCUCGGAGCUGGAGGAUUUCGACGUUGAAGUGAAAGCCAGUGGGGAGACGGUGAGGGCCGGGCAGCCGUUUAACAUCACGUGUGUCUCGCCCGCUGGACUCAACUUCCAUCAGCAGUGGCUCCAUCCUAAAAAACAGGCUGUGGAUGCAGUUCAGAGGAAACAGACUUUUCCCGACCGGGUCGUCUACACCCUCAGUAUCCCAAAAGCCACCUCUCAGGACAGCGGCUCCUACGAGUGCUCCGUCACGCAGGAAUCCAGCGGCGAGGUCAGAGUUAGCAGCGUGGCGGUCACCGUCUUCGAGGAGAACUCCUUCGUGGCUCUGGACCACAGUGGGAUUCUGGCGACGGAGUUCGUCGGCCUUUUAGAGGAGACCGAGUUCACCAUCCUCAUUGACGCCUACCCGGCCCCCAAAGUGUCUUGGCUGAAAGACGGCAAAGCAAUGCCUCAGACCUACUACGUCCUCACCAAAACGAGCCACCUCGGAGGGAAUCGGUAUCAAAGCAUUCUGACAUUACGGCAGACUCUGGUGAAAGACAACGGGACUUAUACCAUCACAGCCCUCAGCGGCUCUCGCACCGCUCACUUCUCCUUCACCCUCAAAGUGAAAGCCCCCACCGCCAUGAUGUUCCCACCGUCCUACGCCCCGGUGUUGCUGCCCUCGUUAGAGGAGAUGGUGGUACCCCUCCACACUCCGUUCACCUUGACCUGUCAGGCAGAGGGUAAACUAGCCUGGGAGAUGCCGUUCGACGUUCACGAGCAAACAAAGGAGGACAACAGCGGGAUGUUCGUCACCACCGUCACCGUGGACAACGCCACCGCAAUGCACACCGGCUACUAUACCUGCUUCUACAGAAACAACACCAGCGAGGAUAUGGAGGACAGCAGCAUCUACAUCUACGUGCCAGAUCCAGAUGUUCCCUUUGUGCCAUCGCCGGUGCCUUUUGGCAACCACGUCCUGUCCGACCACGAGGAGAUGGAGAUCCAGUGUCGAGUGUCCGAUCCCAGCGCUAACGUGACGCUGGUUAACGUCGACACCCAGCAGCCCGUGUCUAGUGUUUAUGACAGCAAGAGGGGCGCAUUGGGAGUGUUCACCGCUGGAACCUACGUCUGUAUGGCGCUUAUUAACGGAGAGGAGCACUACAGCGGGGAGUACAUCGUCCACGGCUGGACAGGUGGUGCUGCGCUGCAUGUUGAGCUGACGGCCAAACGGACCGCUCUGCUGGUGGGAGACACCAUCACCGUCACCUGUGUGGCUCGGGGGUCUGAGAUACUGGAAGACCACUGGAAAUACCCUGGCAAACUGGCAAAUCGUGCUGUGAAAACCGUGCAUGAGAAUAAGAGAAAUCAGGAGAUCCUCUACACCCUGACGAUCUCGCAGGCCUCAACCAAAGACAGCGGCAUCUACUCGUGCUCCAUCACCGAUAUCAUCAGCGACGAGAGCCAGACGAAGGAAUUAGUCGUCAGAGUUUAUGCGAGAGAGUUCAUGUCCGUCUAUCCGGAGUUUGGAGAAUAUGAAUCGGCAGAGCUGGAUGAAGUCCGGGAGUUCAGAGCGGAAAUCAGCUCCUUCCCCGGCGCUCAUGUCACGUGGCUCAAAGACGGCGUCCCGUUCAGUGAUGUGACAGCGGAGAUCUCCACCAGCCUCCAGCAGGUCAGCGAGACCAGCUACAUGAGUGUUCUCACCCUGAUCCGGGCCAAAGAGGAGGACAGCGGGAACUACACCAUGCGAGCGGAGAACGGAGACCAAAGUCGUGACGUCAGUUUAAUCCUGGAGGUCAAAGUGCCUGCAUUCAUCGUGGACCUGAUGGACAUCCACCACGGCUCGGCCACGGGACAGUCGGUGGUGUGUAUCACCAGAGGGCAGCCCACUCCGGUGGUGGAGUGGUUCGUCUGCAAGAACAUCAAACAUUGUGCCAACGACUCGUCUGCCUGGGUGCCGCUCCCCGCCAACUCCACGGAGAUCACGAUGGACUCGCACAUGGAUGAGGAGAGCAACCUGGAGAGCCAGGUUAUGUUUGGCCACCUGGAGAGCACGCUGGCGGUGCGCUGCCUGGCCAGGAACGAGAUGGCCGCCGUCAGCAGGGAGGUCAAACUGGUGUCCAACGGCCCUCACCCAGAGCUGACUGUAGCUGCUGCUGUGCUGGUGCUCCUCGUCAUUGUCAUCAUCUCACUCAUUGUCUUGGUUAUUAUCUGGAAACAGAAACCGCGGUACGAGAUCCGCUGGAGGGUCAUAGAGUCUGUGAGCCCGGACGGCCAUGAGUACAUCUACGUGGAUCCCAUGCAGCUUCCCUACGACUCCAGAUGGGAGUUCCCCCGGGACAGACUGGUGCUCGGUCGUAUCCUGGGCUCUGGAGCCUUCGGGAAAGUGGUCGAGGGCACCGCUUACGGACUCAGCCGCUCCCAACCUGUGAUGAAGGUGGCAGUGAAGAUGCUGAAACCCACAGCCCGCUCCAGUGAGAAACAGGCCCUGAUGUCUGAACUGAAGAUCAUGACUCAUCUCGGACCGCAUCUCAACAUUGUUAACCUCCUGGGAGCGUGCACCAAGUCAGGCCCAAUCUACAUUAUCACUGAGUACUGCUUCUACGGGGACCUGGUCAACUACCUGCACAAGAACAGGGAGACCUUCCUCAGCCUGAACCCAGAGAAGACCAAGAAAGAGAUGGAUAUCUUUGGGAUCAACCCUGCGGACGAGAGCAGCAGAAGUUAUGUGAUCCUGUCCUUCGAGAGCAAAGGGGACUACAUGGAUAUGAAGCCGUCCGACAACACUCAGUAUGUUCCCAUGCUGGAGAUGAACAACGGCUCCAAGUACUCAGACAUCCAGCAGUCUGAAUACGACCACCCGCCCUCUCAGAAAGAGGACGAGCUGGACGACCUGCUGUCAGACGACAUGAACGAAGGCCUCUCCACCACCGACCUGCUCAGUUUCACCUACCAGGUGGCCAAAGGCAUGGAGUUCCUGUCCUCCAAGAAUUGUGUGCAUCGGGACCUCGCCGCCAGGAACGUCCUCCUCUCUCAGGGAAAGAUAGUGAAGAUCUGUGACUUCGGACUGGCCCGGGACAUCAUGCACGACAACAACUACGUCUCCAAAGGGAGCACUUUCCUCCCAGUGAAGUGGAUGGCUCCGGAGAGUAUUUUUGACAACAUGUACACCACUCUGAGUGAUGUUUGGUCCUACGGCAUCCUGCUCUGGGAGAUAUUCUCCUUAGGUGGAACCCCGUACCCUGGGAUGGUCGUGGAUUCAAGCUUCUACAACAAGAUCAAGAGUGGAUACAGGAUGUCCAAACCGGAGCAUGCACCUCAGGACGUGUAUGAGAUGAUGAUGAAGUGCUGGAACAGCGAGCAGGAGAAGAGGCCGACUUUCCUGGGUCUGAGUGACACCGUAUCGUCUUUGCUGCCCUCCAGCUACAAGAGGCAUUACGAACGGGUGAACCACGAGUUCCUGAAGAGCGACCACCCCGCCGUGACCCGGAUGUGCGUGGAGAACGACGACGCCUACAUCGGCAUCACCUACAAGAACCAGGGCAAGCUGAAGGACCGGGAGAGCGGCUUCGACGAGCAGCGGCUGAGCUCCGACAGCGGCUACAUCAUCCCCCUCCCCGACCUGGACCCCAUAUCUGAUGAUGAAUACGGAAAGAGGAACAGACACGGCUCUCAGACGUCCGAGGAGAGCGCCAUUGAGACGGGCUCCAGCAGCUCCACUUACGCCAAGCGUGAGGGCGAGACUCUGGAGGACAUCACGCUGCUGGAUGAGAUGUGUCUGGACUGUAGCGACCUCGGGGAGGACAGCUUCCUGUGACGACUACCCGGCCUGUAGAGCAGAAGCAGCGAGGAAACGGGGCGAAACAGAGAAAAACUUGUAAAAUCAACCAAAGACUCUCGGCUGUGGACCCUCCUCCGUUCCUCCUUCCUUCCUUCACCACCCCAUUCAGAGGACAGAACAAUCAAAACCACUUCCCCUGUCUGGAUGAGUCUGUGGUGACGGUACGGUACGCCCUUCACUCCUCCACUGGACGCCGCCCCCUGUAGGGCCGGAGGAGCGAGCGAGCAUUGAUGACAACGUGACAUCAAGGGACUCAAAGAACCACCGAGCCUGCGUGUCGGAUUAUCUUUUUUAAUUUGCAGAGCUUUAUUCUAUCGGGCAUUUUUCUAACAGCAAUAUAAGCAAAGAAGGGACGAACUAUACACGUUGGUCAAAGUAUAUAUUUAACCACUACGGAUGCACUAAACUAAAGGAGUCCAAUACUAGCAACAGCACCGGCAGGUAAACACUCACCUGCUGCAAGAGAAGCACCUGAUGCUGGCACAAUCAGUAGCAAUAAGCACAAAAUCUGGACUAUGUUUGUGUUUAUGACCAUAUCCUGUAUUCAAUGGGGGAAAUACGUGCGGUUAUUUCAAAUUUAUUUUUUUACUUCAUCAUUAUGUCAAACAUGUAUUAUUUGUGAAUACCGAGUAGAUGUUGCUGUUUGAGUGGUGAUGAGAAUAGAGCUUUUUCUCAACGUGAUGUCGUCCCCUGAAGACCUCAGUCAGAUGUGUGUCGUUUAUGGGCUUUGAAAAACAAAACCAAGUGUGAUUGUAUUGUAAAUAGCUCCAGAGUUGUUUUUUUUAUAAGAGAGACUUAUUGGGAUAUCAGUAUUUUAUGUUAGCACAUAUUAAAGGGAUAGUUGGGGUGUUUUUGAAGUGGGGUUGUAUGAGGUA
Molecule: messenger RNA, 5544 nt
Organism: Sebastes umbrosus (honeycomb rockfish)
Lineage: Eukaryota; Metazoa; Chordata; Actinopteri; Perciformes; Sebastidae
Gene: pdgfra
Product: platelet-derived growth factor receptor, alpha polypeptide
Exons: 29
Coding region: 239-4645 (1468 amino acids)
Biological process (GO): positive regulation of kinase activity; embryonic cranial skeleton morphogenesis; platelet-derived growth factor receptor signaling pathway
Cellular component (GO): signaling receptor complex
Molecular function (GO): platelet-derived growth factor alpha-receptor activity; platelet-derived growth factor binding; ATP binding
Source: RefSeq, a predicted model, not a curated record